Chaetomium strumarium is the source of this 3763-nucleotide messenger RNA. RefSeq lists its product as uncharacterized. The transcript is spliced from 3 exons. The record is from RefSeq and is a predicted model, not a curated record. The coding region runs from base 158 to 3721 and encodes 1187 amino acids. NCBI's taxonomy places the organism in Eukaryota, Fungi, Ascomycota, Sordariomycetes, Sordariales, Chaetomiaceae.
GGGGGGGGGGGGGGGAGGGAGACAUAUAUGGCCAAUUCUGUUGACCAUGUAGUAGUCGUUUAUUAUUUGACAUGUGCGUGAGAGCUUUAUUCUCUUCCUCACAAACAGCCAGUCAGCUCCUAUCUGUCGUGGCCGAGAAGCGGCGGACAAAAACAACAUGGAAGACGAGUCAUUGACUGUCAGCAGCGAAUCCAGCAGCAUAUCCAGCCCAGGCCUCCUUGGUCCGCAUCUCACAUCGUCGCCGAACGGGGGAAGUCCGGAGAGCGAGGGCCACUGGUCGGGGGGAACGUCCAUUGAUGAUCCUCCGUUGCCGCACCAGCAAGAAAGGCGUGAAGUCGACGGUGCCCUCGUCCAGUUUCUCAUUGAUUAUGCCGCCCACGACGCCGAGUGUGCGCCCUUGUUCAAGGCGUACCUCGAGGAGGUGGUGCUCAAGCCAGGGGCCGAAGACCUCAGGCGCCAGGUCGAGUAUCACCUCCGCAAUCCCGAGAUCAGGAAUUACAAUCUUGGGGAAACGUUCCUCCGCGAGCUCCGGCAAUACACAAUAUAUGAUCAACUGUACCCGGAAAGCAACUUGGACGGUACCUUGCCGAGUGUCCCCAUCCCGAAGCAGUUUCAGCCAAGAAGGCAAACCAGUCUGGGACAGACCAUUGUUGAUCUCGAUGAACUGGACUCCCCCGGAAGAGACGAGGACGAGGACUGGGCGGCGGAGGAAGAAAGGGCGAGCAACCAAGUGCGGCCAUCUGGUGCGGCUCGCCCGCGGAGCACCGACGCACUACUCCGGAGACUACAAUCCAUCCGACUCCUGCCUCGGACAGAAGACGCGGCGACGAUAGACACAGGCCAGAAUGGACCCGACUGGCACCUCGACUCCUGGUACCGCGACAGGCUGGAACCGCCGCUCGCAGCCCGGCUCGACACGAUCGUCAAGUUCCUCGCCGACGAGGACGUGGACCGGUGCAUGGGCUGGGUGGCCAAGUUCGAAGAGGUCGUGUCGUACCUGGAAUGGCUUGCUUUCGACAACGGGCAUCUCCAGCUGCAGGACGCCAGCCCACAGACACGUGCCAUGUUCAACGACGCCGUGACCAAGGCCAGGGCCCAUGCGCUGUUCGAGAGACACCACUACGCCCCGACGCCCCUGGAGAUCACCAGACCGUUCAAGACACCCCUGAAGCCGACCCGGCUCAGCUGGAUGGUCGACACGCAAGACUGGCCUCUCCCGUCGCACAACCCCGUCCCCGACCGGAGCCACCUCCUGCCCAGAUCCAUCCCGCCGCGGCCCCCGAGCCCCGUAAACAGGAUGCUGCUCGACAACCCCGACGACGGCCCGAUCUUUGACCAGUUCGUCGAGGACGAGAAGAGGUGGUGGCAGCGCACAUCCGGCGGCGACGACGACGACGACAUCCCCUCGGACGCGGAGGACGAUGCGGAGCGGAACAACCUGGCUUACAUCGAAUCCGCCGCUUUCCAUGGUUCCGCAGAGAACAGCAACAACGACCCUCCAAGCCCCCGAAGAGAAUGGGCCACAGACCGCGGAACCCGUCGCGCAGCUCUUCAGCACGCCCUCCGCUCCUACGCAACCACCAUCACCGCCACAAACAGCACCACAACACCACACCGCCGCCUCAUCCUCCCCUUCCCCGCCUCCGCACUCCUCCGCGCAUGCAAACGCAUCGACGGCCCGCAGUGGACGCCACCACGGAUCACGCUCACGCCGGAGCAGAUCUCUCAGCUGGACACGAUGCGGCACACGCUCGCCUACCACGCCCGCCUAGCACACAUCAAGCGGAUGCGCGCCCUGGCGCGGCUGCGCGUCGAGGGCGAGGACGGUACUACGGGCUCUGCAGUGGCGGUGCUGCUGCCGCGGAAUUUCGUCAACGGCGGGCCGUUUGUGUGGCGCAUGCUGGAUGCGGACGCGCAACGGUGGGCCGAUCUGCUGGGGCGGUGCCGCGUCGUGGGGGUAUUGCUGACACUCGCCGAGAAGAGGGUGCCGAGGGCGUUGUUGGGGAAAGUGCUGGAGAUGGUGGAACGGGGGAAGAAGGCUGCGGAGGAAACUGAGGAUGGGCGGGUGGAAGUGCCGCAGGAGGUGAAGCUGGCGCGGGAUGAGUGGGUAAGAAGACCGGGAAGUGAUGAUGACGAAGACAAUAAUGAUGAGAUGGAAACGGCGAUGGUGGUGCCGAGACCUAUGGACCCAGACGAGCUGCAGUGGCUCCGGUUCCUGGCCACGGGGCAGUGUGUCAACCGCAAGAAUUGGACGGGGCGGUUCGUGCCGGACACGCCGAGGGAGAAGUACAAGCUCUUCCGCAUCUUUGCCACGAGGGUGCAGAGGCUGCUGGACGAUGCGAACCCGGAGGGCUUGUUCAGCCGGCACGACGCCGAGGUGACGGUCGAGGAGCUGCUGGCGGCCAUCAACGCCGGGGCCGGCAAGGAAGGCGAUACUGGUGGUGGUCGUUUUGCGGUCACCAGGUGCGCGUUCGUGCCGUCCGACGCUUGCUGCUGGCUGGAUAGGAUGAGGAAGAGCGGGCACGUGCGCUUCCGCCUCGACCUCGAAUGCUACGGCGUCGUGCGGCGGCCACGGGUCGACUUCUUCCCCGAGCAUCGCGUGCUCUGGCCCGCCGCAGCAGACACCCGCGAGCGGCCCUCCUACGCGCUGGGCUAUGUCGCGGACUGGAGCAGCAUCCUCGGGGACGACGGCCGCGCCCCUCCGGAUGUCGACGAAGGCAGCGCCAUCUGGAACUUCUUCGCCUCGCUGGGCUUCCGCCUGGGCUACACCAUCUCCAUGCUCGAGCAGGAGCAACAGGAAGCCGCUACACCGGUCCGGUACCGACACCUCCGCGAGGCCAAGCAGCGAUGGGAAGACGCAUGCGCCGCCCAGGUCCAGGACACGGCCGAGCCGACGCCUUCCGAGCUCGCCCUCAUCCGCAGCAACAUCAUCUCGGAACUCUCGGCCAACGAGACCAUGCUCUUCCCGGCGCGCGAGCGGCCCUACUUCGACGGCCAGGGCCGCCGCCAGACCACGCGGGUGCGCGACCACAACUGGGACUGGGCCAAGAUCAAGACCAAGGCCAAGAAGAGACGGCAGGGGCAGCAGCAGCGGCGGCAGUACUGGUCCAUCAACCGCUGGCCGCUCGCGACAGGCCACCUGACGGCCGACGCCGAGCGCGCCGUCCGGUCCGACGCACACGUCGACCCGGCGCUGACCUACGACCCGGCCGCGCAGGACCUGACGGUGGACCGGAAAUACACGCGGCCCAAGAUGAAGCCGUACGCGGUCGAGAAGGUGCUGUACCGGCCCGGGCCAGCCGUGUAUCCCGUGGGCGACACGCGCCUGCAGCGCCAGGUGAUUCAGGACGGCGUUACCGGGAUGGUGGCGAGGGCCAUCGGCGACCUCGACAACACAGAAGAAGAAGACCAGGAGGAACAGGGCACCUGGGGAGGCGCCCUAGCGAGGCUGAACCCCUUCUCGCGUCCGUCGUCAACGGCUGCGGUCAGGGAAGGGGACGACAACAACGACGACGGCGAUGCCAGGCUGCCUGCUGUUCGUCUGGAGUCCGUCCCCAGGAGUUGGGACCCGUGGGAGGCCGAACGGCGGGAGGAUGACGAGAUGGCCGCGGAUGGUUCGACUGAUGACGAUGAUGAUGAUGAUGACGACGACGAGGAGGUUGGGGUUGCCAGUGUGGGAUCUGUAGAUGUCUUGAUGACCGGGAUGGAAGAGCCGUGGUGACGCUGCGGGUUGUGCUGGGUUUGUUCCGGCGCCAACAUGGAG